GAGCGAGAGAGAUAGCGAGAGCGCGCGAGCGCCGGCGGACUCGCCCAGGUCUGUUUCCAAAGUCGCCCUUGAUGGCGGCGGAGGCGCGGCAGCCGCGGCGCGGAGCAGCAGACGCGCGCUAGUGGGUCCGCCCGCCGCCGCCCCUUCCCCCGCGCGGGGUUCGCCCCUGCCGCCCCCCGCGCCUGUCAGCGCUCCGGCCCCGGGCGCGCCAGCCUUCCGGACGCCCGCGGUCCGGGCGGACUGUGCUCCUGGUCCUCCGCCCGCGGUUUCCAGCACCGCUCCUUCCCCCGGCCGGGGAGGGAGGCGGGAUUGAUCUUCGAUCGCGAAGAUGGCUGCUGGCUGCCUGCUGGCCUUGACUCUGACACUUUUCCAGUCUUGGCUGAUCGGCCCUUCGUCGGAGGAGCCGUUCCCUUCGGCCGUCACUAUCAAGUCAUGGGUGGAUAAGAUGCAAGAAGACCUUGUCACACUGGCAAAAACAGCAAGUGGAGUCAAUCAGCUUGUUGAUAUUUAUGAGAAGUAUCAAGAUUUGUAUACUGUGGAACCAAAUAAUGCACGGCAGCUGGUGGAAAUUGCAGCCAGGGAUAUUGAGAAACUUCUCAGCAACAGAUCCAAAGCCCUGGUGCGCUUGGCUUUGGAAGCAGAGAAGGUUCAAGCAGCCCACCAGUGGAGAGAGGAUUUUGCGAGCAAUGAAGUUGUCUACUACAAUGCAAAGGAUGAUCUUGAUCCUGAAAAAAAUGAGAGUGAGCCAGGCAGCCAAAGGAUAAAACCUGUUUUUAUUGACGAUGCUAAUUUUGGACGACAGAUAUCCUAUCAACAUGCAGCGGUCCAUAUCCCCACUGACAUCUAUGAGGGCUCAACAAUCGUGCUAAAUGAACUCAACUGGACAAGUGCCUUAGAUGAAGUUUUCAAAAAAAAUCGAGAAGAAGAUCCUUCGUUGUUGUGGCAGGUGUUUGGCAGUGCCACAGGCCUGGCCCGUUAUUAUCCAGCUUCUCCAUGGGUUGAUAACAGUAGAACUCCAAACAAGAUUGAUCUUUAUGAUGUACGCAGAAGACCAUGGUACAUCCAAGGAGCUGCAUCACCUAAAGACAUGCUUAUUCUGGUUGAUGUGAGUGGAAGUGUUAGUGGGUUGACACUUAAAUUGAUCCGCACAUCUGUCUCUGAAAUGUUGGAAACCCUCUCAGAUGACGAUUUCGUGAAUGUAGCUUCAUUUAACAGCAAUGCCCAGGAUGUGAGCUGUUUUCAGCACCUUGUCCAAGCCAACGUAAGAAAUAAGAAAGUGCUGAAAGAUGCAGUGAAUAACAUCACAGCAAAAGGAAUCACAGACUAUAAGAAAGGCUUUAGUUUUGCUUUCGAACAGCUGCUUAAUUAUAAUGUUUCUAGAGCCAAUUGCAAUAAGAUUAUCAUGUUGUUCACGGAUGGAGGAGAAGAGAGAGCCCAGGAGAUAUUUGCCAAAUACAACAAAGAUAAAAAAGUACGUGUAUUCACAUUUUCAGUUGGCCAACAUAAUUAUGACAGAGGACCUAUUCAGUGGAUGGCCUGUGAAAAUAAAGGUUAUUACUAUGAAAUUCCUUCCAUUGGAGCUAUAAGAAUCAAUACUCAGGAGUACUUGGAUGUUCUGGGAAGACCAAUGGUUUUAGCAGGGGACAAAGCAAAGCAAGUCCAGUGGACAAAUGUGUAUCUAGAUGCACUGGAACUAGGACUUGUCAUUACUGGAACUCUUCCGGUCUUCAACAUAACUGGCCAAGUUGAAAAUAAGACAAACUUAAAGAACCAGCUAAUUCUUGGUGUGAUGGGGGUUGAUGUAUCUUUGGAAGAUAUUAAGCGACUAACACCACGUUUUACACUCUGCCCCAAUGGCUAUUAUUUUGCAAUUGAUCCUAAUGGUUAUGUUUUAUUACAUCCAAAUCUUCAGCCAAAGAACCCUAAAUCUCAGGAGCCAGUAACUUUGGAUUUCCUUGAUGCAGAAUUAGAGAAUGACAUUAAGGUGGAGAUUCGAAAUAAAAUGAUCGAUGGAGAAAGUGGAGAAAAAACAUUCAGAACUCUGGUUAAAUCUCAAGAUGAGAGAUACAUUGACAAAGGGAACAGGACAUAUACAUGGACUCCUGUGAAUGGCACAGAUUACAGUUUGGCCUUGGUAUUACCAACCUACAGUUUUUACUAUAUAAAAGCCAAAAUAGAAGAGACAAUAACUCAGGCCAGAUAUUCAGAAACACUGAAGCCGGAUAAUUUUGAAGAAUCUGGCUACACAUUCAUAGCACCAAGAGAUUACUGCAAUGAUCUUAAGAUAUCAGAUAAUAACACCGAAUUUCUUUUAAAUUUCAAUGAGUUUAUUGACAGAAAAACGCCAAACAACCCAUCCUGUAAUACGGAUUUGAUUAAUAGAGUCUUGCUGGAUGCAGGCUUUACAAAUGAACUUGUCCAAAAUUACUGGAGUAAGCAGAAAAACAUCAAGGGAGUGAAAGCACGGUUCGUUGUGACUGAUGGUGGGAUUACCAGAGUUUAUCCCAAGGAGGCUGGAGAAAACUGGCAAGAAAACCCAGAAACAUACGAGGAUAGCUUCUAUAAAAGGAGUCUCGAUAAUGACAACUAUGUUUUUACUGCUCCCUACUUUAACAAAAGCGGACCUGGUGCUUACGAAUCAGGCAUUAUGGUAAGCAAAGCUGUGGAAAUCUAUAUCCAAGGAAAGCUUCUUAAACCUGCAGUUGUUGGGAUUAAAAUUGAUGUAAAUUCUUGGAUAGAGAAUUUCACCAAAACAUCAAUCAGGGAUCCGUGUGCUGGUCCAGUUUGUGACUGCAAAAGAAACAGUGAUGUAAUGGAUUGUGUGAUUCUAGAUGAUGGUGGGUUUCUUCUGAUGGCAAAUCAUGAUGAUUAUACUAACCAGAUUGGAAGAUUUUUUGGAGAGAUUGACCCAAGUCUGAUGCGACACCUGGUUAAUAUAUCGGUUUAUGCUUUCAACAAAUCUUACGAUUAUCAGUCAGUGUGUGAGCCUGGUGCUGCACCGAAACAAGGAGCAGGGCAUCGCUCGGCAUACGUGCCAUCAAUAGCCGACAUAUUACACAUUGGCUGGUGGGCCACUGCAGCUGCCUGGUCUAUUCUACAGCAGUUUCUCCUGAGUUUGACCUUUCCACGACUUCUUGAGGCAGUUGAGAUGGAAGACGAUGACUUUACAGCCUCUCUGUCAAAGCAGAGCUGCAUUACUGAACAGACCCAGUAUUUCUUCGAUAAUGAUAGUAAAUCAUUCAGUGGUGUGUUAGACUGUGGAAACUGUUCCAGAAUCUUUCACGUAGAAAAACUUAUGAACACCAACUUAAUAUUCAUUAUGGUUGAGAGCAAAGGGACUUGUCCCUGUGACACACGACUGCUCAUACAAGCAGAGCAGACUUCUGAUGGUCCAGAUCCUUGUGAUAUGGUUAAGCAACCCAGAUACCGAAAAGGACCCGAUGUCUGCUUUGAUAACAAUGUCUUGGAGGAUUAUACUGACUGUGGUGGUGUUUCUGGAUUGAAUCCCUCCCUGUGGUCCAUCAUUGGCGUCCAGUUUGUACUACUUUGGCUUUUAUCUGGCAGCAGACACUGCCAGUUGUGACCUUCUAAAACUAAAUCUGCAUAAUUAAACUCCAGACCCUGCCAAAACAUGAGCCCUUGGUCGCAUUAAAAUAGGGUCAACUGUGGAAUCAGCAGAACACUAGCUGGGCCCAUACCAUGGCAUAAAUGUAAGGCGCAGACUCAUAUGACACCCACUGGCUGCAUGUCAGGGUAUCAGAUCCUUGAACUUGUGUGAAUGCUGCAUCAUCUAUGUAUAACAUCAAAGCAAAAUUCUAUACAUGCUCUAUUGGAAGAUUUGAGAGUUUGUCGUUGCAUUGUUGGUGAUUACAUGUAAAAGGGCUCCCCAUACUGUUUAUGAAUCAUACAAAUUGUCUUGACCUUGACAUGGAAUUUUGACCUGCUGCAAUUCUCGUUCUUUUACCAAGAAAAUCUGUAGAGGAAAAAAUGGAGUUAUUUUUGCCUUCACGUAUUCUUCUGUUAAAAAUUAUUUCCUGCUUUGAGUAAUGGUUAUUGAAAAAAACAAAACAAAACAGAGAUUGGUGUAAUCUGUUGAAAUAGAAAUAAUGGCUAAUUUUCUACAAAAAAAAAAUUUGCCAUAAAUAAAAUGCCUUAUGAAGAAUGGCUUCUCUGCCAAAAAUGUAACACAAAUGAUGACCAAUUAAGUUUAGCUGAGAGAAUGAAUUGGUGUUUGAAAACAAUAACUAAGAAACUAUUAAACUAAAGGUGCUUGAAGGUGCAAUUUGAAUAUGUUACCUAUCUCCUCAUAAAUGUAAGCCCUUAAUAAAUGCUUCGAUGUAAUGUUUCUUUUGUUCACAGUAAAGUUAUGUAGUGCUAGCCAGAUAUUUCAAAAAGCUCUAAGAGAAACUUGUUGGGGGGAGGGGAAAACGUUUUUUUCUCGUGAUAAAUGAACUUUGGUUAUCAAGGGUAUUUUGCAUGAUGCUGCUGCUAUUUUAACUUUCGGUUUUUGUUUUUCUCUUACUGUAGAGUAUAGUCCUUUGAAAAGUUAACUGAGUGACAUUAUUGUUAUGUAAGACUCUGAACCUUGCAGUGGAAUGCACUUAAGUCAUCUUUACAAAUGUCGUUCAAUUACUCUGAAUAUACUGUGCAAUGUCAAUGCCGAAUGAUUGGGUUAGGGAAAUGGUGAAAUGGGAAUUAAUGGAUUUUAUACAGACUCGUGCUUUUGCCUGAAAACCUAUGUACAGAUAUUUUAAGUACAUAAAUCAGAUUUGACACAUUUAUUUUUUGAAGAGUACAUAUAUGUUCUCAAUGAAGAUUCAUACUAGGUUUCCUCUUUGUUCGUUUGAAUAGUAGCGCAUAAAAUCCAAACAUUUCUGCUGCUGCUGCUUUUGUCCCUCCAUUUUAAGCGGUAUGAUCACUUGACCAAAAUUUCCAUGCAGUUUGCUGAGGGUUUUAUAACAAUCUGAACAAAUAGGAAACCUUGAAUCUGUAUACACAUGAAUACUUGAUUGUGAAUAAUCAAAAUUGUUUUUAUACAGCCUCAUUGGUGAAAAUGAUUAGUAUAGUAAAUCAAAUAUUUCAUUAUAGAGUAAUAUGGUAGAUUAUUAUUUAUGCUUUUCAAAAUAAUUUUCAAGAGUCAACAGUGUUUGAAGAAAGGGUAAAACCAAUGAAUGUGUAAUUCUAGUUAAAGUGAGCAAUUCUGCCGAAGGCUAGAAGUGUGCAGAUAUUUUUUAUGGCAAAAUGCAUUUGUUCUUAUUUUGAACAUGCCAAAUUCUGGUGUGUGUAUAUGCUGGAAAUUUUCUUAUACGUCAUUUUUAAGUCAAAAUCUUAUUAACAUUAUCCAGCAUGCUUUAAUAUGCUCUGCAUAUCAAAGACAUAACCACGUCUUUAGCAUAGCUUAAAAGACAUUUGUUUUGUUUUUAGCUCUGCAUACAUUUGUCAUUCCCUCUCACCACCAGUAUACCCUAGGUACCAUUUGUGUAUAUUUCCUUAUUUAAACUAUUUUUUAUUUAUAAAUGGGGGGGGACGGGAAUGGAAUCACUUUGCCAGCUAUUGUUCUAGGAGUUGACAUCAGUUACCAUUUCUAUCUCGUUGUGAUUUUGUAGUCUCAUUUGUAACUGGUAUUGACAUUUUAGAAAACACCAAAGUGAUUUAAAAAAAUACGGAACUUCUCACUCUAGUAACACUAUGUUUAAAUCAUGUUGUUUGUUAAUUAAAUAUUUAAAACUUCUUGUUAACUUUUGCUAGACUAUUUUAGGUCAUGAAAGUGUUGGGAAGGGGAUAUCAAAAUAUCAAAUUAUGUUAGUUCGUGUGUAUAUAUGAUGCACAUUAAAACAACUGAAUUGCUUCCAGCAUACAACAAACUACCUUAAAAUUAUCCUUCAAAUCUAUUAAAUAUGUUUUCAUGGCUAAUGUCACUGAAAUAGUAUGUUUUCAUCAACUGCAUUAUUGUUGCCUCCAUCACAGUUAACCUUGGCAUCUCUUGGCAGGGUCCUAUUGAUUCCAUUUGCCAUCAAAAUAUAUUUACGUGCACGAGUCUUGCUAUGAUCCUUUUUUUUUUCUGUUAUAAAACAAACCUAUAUUAUGAGACCCACAUACAUGGUGAUAAAUUGGGUAAGAACGUGCUUUCUGACUAAAAAUUGUUCUCAUGCCUAAUACUGGCCUUCAUACGUUUAGCAUUUUUUCAAAGACAGUAACACUCAUUCCAUCACACUGUUAUAUUUAAUUUAGGAUUUUUCUGUGAGUUCUAAUUGUCAUCCAGAACUUAAAUAGCCUGUUAUAAAUACUGGUUUUCAAAGACUAACCAAUAUAAGAGAUCAAGAAAAAAAGCUUUUAGACUCUUAGGUUUAUUUAAUUUUGGCUCUACUCAUCCAGUUUCAUGUAGUUUGCCAUUAAAACAAAAUCAAAGUAAGUCUUACGUUGGUGUUGAGUAACAGGAAUGAUUUUUGCAUUAAUGGUUUCUUUAUAUUUUCUUCAUUUGAACAACCAGCAUUACUGCCAAACACCAAUCGUGGUCCAUAUUUGUAACAGGUUUUUAACAUGACAUAGUUAGCAAGUUUGAUUGAAGAGAUUUUUAGGUCCUGGGCCUAUAAGAUUUUAGUAUGAUCUUUUUUCAUGUUUCUAAUGCUUGAGGCGUUACUGCUUAACUUGGAAAAAAAACAAAACAGUGUUGCUGCCAUUUGUAAGUUUUCCUAUAAUAUUCCUUUUAUUAACUUUAAAACUGGCCUUACUGGGUUCAAAUAGGCAGUAUCCCUUUUAAGUGACCUUUGCAACCCAAGUGUUACUUGCUUAUUUGAUGCUCUCUUCUAUUUUACAUCUCAUUUUAACCUUUCUCUCCACCAAAGCUUAAAUUCUAUGUCUUAAUUUAAAACUCUAAACUAUUCCAUUGAUCGUUAGCUGACACUAAGAAAUCUAGAGGUAGACAGCUUGACCUUGUGAAACAAAACGGACAUUGUGACUUUUUUAAGUGUAGAAUAGAAUGAGUUCACGUGCCCGCAGCUGAAAAUAUCUCAUCGUUAUCUAGAACUUGGUUGUUUUCCCAUUAGCCGAAUGUUAAUAUUGCUAAUAUUCCGUGUACCUUUCUGUAAACAGCAAAUCAAUACAACAUAAGUAUCUAGUGUUGAAUAAAUUCCAGAAUUUCAAAGACUCAGAUAACGCUUACCAAUAGUUUCAUCUACCUUACUUCUAGUUCACAUAGUUAACUCAAAGAAAUUCCACGGAGACUAAUGGGAUACUGUCUUGUAUAGAUGCCGGUUGAGUUUACCGCGUGGCCUGACAAAGCUGUCUUUUUUGUUGUGCUGUAUGAUUGUUGGAUCGUGCGUUUAGGAUACUUUUAUUGAAAUGCUCAGUGUGCAUCCAUGCGAAAGGCCAAUUGGCUCUGUGAACAAAAGAUCUUUUCUCCCCUUUAUUAUGUUCUCUUGACACUUUUGUGGAAAUUAACUAGCCUGAUAAAACACAUUUUGUAAAAAUUUGUAUAAUACUGUUAUAAAAAUAUUUAUAAUCCCAGAAAAUGUUGUGUUAAAUCUUGUGCAAAAACAGUAUAUUCAGAAUAAAAGUUUAUCAUUUAAAGUCA
Molecule: messenger RNA, 7573 nt
Organism: Panthera uncia (snow leopard)
Lineage: Eukaryota; Metazoa; Chordata; Mammalia; Carnivora; Felidae
Gene: CACNA2D1
Product: calcium voltage-gated channel auxiliary subunit alpha2delta 1
Exons: 38
Coding region: 329-3583 (1084 amino acids)
Cellular component (GO): L-type voltage-gated calcium channel complex
Molecular function (GO): voltage-gated calcium channel activity
Source: RefSeq, a predicted model, not a curated record